Messenger RNA from Aspergillus fischeri NRRL 181, 2694 nucleotides. Its product is annotated as AT hook motif protein. NCBI's taxonomy places the organism in Eukaryota, Fungi, Ascomycota, Eurotiomycetes, Eurotiales, Aspergillaceae. The record is from RefSeq and is a predicted model, not a curated record. The transcript has a single exon. Bases 1 to 2694 code for a protein of 897 amino acids. Gene Ontology annotation, molecular function: DNA binding.
AUGAUGGGAUACGGGGGUCAUCAGUAUCAUCAUCAGCGCCAAUCACAGCAAAAUGCCCAUCCCCAGCAGCAGCAGCAUCUGCAAUCGCCAUCGCUGAGCGGGGCCGCUGCGCAUUCAGUCCAUGGCAGCAAUGGCAUUGCUGCCAACAGUUCCCUGCUCCGGGGCCAGCAGCAGUCAGAUCUGGCGAGUAAUUCGCCCGAUCUGAGGAAGAUGACUCCCUCGUCGUCGGCGUCGAUGGUCGGGUUUACCGCGGGAGGCGGCUAUGGCACCUACGGUCAUUAUGCGCCUCAGGGUACUUCAGAUCUUUUGUCCAGGCAUACCGACUCCGUCGGUCAAUUGAAAGAUCCGUAUCUCUCGCAGAUACAGAGUUUGCAGAGGAACAUGAAUCCCAUGGCAAACUUUCGUCCGCACCCAGCCAUGAACCCUCAAGCCGCCAUGUCGCCACAUGCUCAGGCGAUGAGUAUUUCGUCUCCGCAGCAGUCCUACGAGAGGUUGCAACAGCAUCCCCAUCUGCAGCACCGGCAGACAUCCCAUACGCAUCCCUCUGUGACUUCGCCUGCUGCCGCGUCGCCCAUGCUUGCGACUACUCAACCUCAACAAACUCAGCAUCAGUACCAGCAAGCGCAACAGCAGCAGCAACCACAGUAUCCGCAAUCCUCACAGCAGACCGCGUAUCAACAGACCCAGGCGCAAGCAUCUCCGUACCAACAGCAUCAGUCGUCUCCGUUUCAACAGCAACAGGCGCAGGCAUCGCCAUACCAGCAGACGCAGCAGACUUAUCAGCAGCAGCAAGCUCAGCAGACGUAUCAACAGCAACAGCAAGCUCAGCAGUCACGGUACCAGGCACAGCAACCGCAGCAGCAUCAGUUCCAACAGUAUCCGUAUCAGCGGUACCAGCAGGCUCAACAGGCCCAACAGGCGCAUGCGCAGCAAGCACAACAGACACAGGUACAGCCAACACAGUCAGCACAGCAUGUGCAGCAGCAGGCUCAGCAGACUCAGCAGCACAACCGCCCGGAAGCGACACAAACGCAGCAGUCGCAACAACCGCACGAGCAAGCAGUGCAGCAAGCAUUGCAGCAGCAUCGCCAGGCUCAACAGCAAGCCCAGCAACAUCAGAGACAGUCCCAGCAGCCGAGUCCCUUCGCUCAGCAGGCACAGCAACAUACGCAGCAAGCUCAAGCGCAGCAGACGCAUCAGUUCCAUCAGCAGUCGCAGCAUCCGCAGCCACAGCAAAAGCAAGCGACGCCGUCAAUCCAACCGGCGGCUUUGAGCGGAGCAAAACCUGCAACUCAAGAACCCAGAAAGGAGGAAACGAAACCAACGAAGAAGCGCGCUAGACAAUCCAAGGCCGCAGCCGCAGCCGCAGCCGCUUCUGCGUCUCCUGCGGUCGCUGCAGGCAAGAUCAACGGAACGACACAACCAACACAGGCCGCCUAUCGUCCCGAGGCUCCAUCGCCUAUUCAAUUCGUACCUCAGCAUCCGCGCCUUCCACAGACUCAAGCUCACGCUCAGGCCCACGCUCAGACGCAGGCGCAGGCUCAACCCUAUCCCCAAGUCCAACCUCAGCCCCAGUUUCAACCACAAGCUCAGGUGCCUAACCCGCUGCAGAACCCCACAGCUAUGCAAGGCCAGAGCCAGGGUCAAGGCCAACCGCAGACCCAAGGCCAGACGCAGAGUCAACAGCAGGGUCCAGCCCGCCCAGCGAAUGCAGCGGGCUCAGGUGCUCCUGGUGCUCCAGGUGCUUCACAGCAACCUGCUCCUACACCCCGGAAGCGCGGCCGUCCACGGAAAAAUCCCUUGCCCGAUGGAGCACAGCCUCCAAAGCCUAAGCCUAAGAAAGCCGCUUCGACCGCUGCGAGUGCACCCGCCCCGGCCGCCGCUGGUGGUGCUCCGGCCGGCACAGCCGUUCCCGGUCAAGGUCCCAAUGCUGCCCCUGGCGCAGCUACCGCUCCAGGUGCUGCCCCGGUUCCAGGUCCUGAUGGUACUGUCCCUGCCGUUCCUGUGAAGCGAGGCCGCGGACGUCCCCGUAAAUCAGAGACAGCCCCAGGCACAACCCCCAAACCCAAAACACCGCGCAAGCCAUCCACCACGAAACCGGGCGGUACUGGUCGGCCACGCGGUCGUCCUCGCAAGGCCGACGUGGAAGCACGGAAGCGAGCCGAAGCCGAAGCUCAAGCCAAAGCCGAGGCAGAGGCGCAAGCCCAGGAACAGGGACAAGGACAGGUGCAAGGACAGGGACAGGGACAGGGACAGGGACAGGGACAGGGACAGGGACAGGUGCAGGUUCAACCUCAGGCCCAGCCACAACCACAAGCGCAGUCGCAGGCCCCGGCUCAACCUCAAAUUCAGAUUCCCGUGCAGCCUCAGCACCACGUCCAGCCGUCACCUCAGCCUCAGCCUCAGCAUCUUCAGCAUCAGGCGUCUCCGCACCUGCACGCGCACGCGCAUGCUCUUGCAAACCCGCAUCAGCAUGGCCACCAGCAACAACAUCCGCACCAACAGCACCAGCCGUCGGAUCCCAUGAUGUUGAACCCGCCCCAAAAGCGCGGCCCCCCGAUGGACGGGAACGACCCGCGCAAGCGCGCCUACCUCAUGCCUCAUCAGCUGGCGCAGAUGGCACCACAGCUGCAUCCACAGAUGCACCCCCAGAUGCCCCCGCACAUGUCGCCUCAUAUGCCUCAGCAAAUGUAA